ACUUGACAGUCUGACCUAGCUCUGGAACAGCACAGCUUUCAGUAAUUACCCCUGUCCAUGUGUCGCUGUGGUUGAGUUUUUGAUUCUCUUGGAGGAGGCAGAGCAGAAGUUCCUUGUUCCUGUGUGGCUGAAUCCUACGGAGUAACUGUGACAGCUUUGGCUGGGGCGCACGUGGCGCCACUAUGAACGUCACCUCACUCUUCUCCUUCACCAGCCCCGCGGUCAAGCGACUGCUGGGCUGGAAGCAAGGCGACGAAGAAGAGAAGUGGGCAGAGAAGGCGGUGGAUGCUCUGGUCAAGAAGCUGAAGAAGAAGAAGGGUGCUAUGGAGGAGCUGGAGAGGGCACUCAGCUGCCCCGGUCAGCCAAGCAACUGUGUCACUAUCCCCCGCUCGCUGGACGGAAGGCUCCAGGUGUCACACCGGAAAGGGCUGCCUCACGUCAUCUACUGCCGUGUAUGGCGUUGGCCCGACCUGCAAUCACACCAUGAGCUCAAGGCCCUGGAGUGUUGCGAAUUCCCUUUUGGAUCUAAGCAGAAAGAUGUGUGCAUCAAUCCCUACCAUUACAAGAGGGUGGACAGUCCAGUGCUGCCACCUGUGCUGGUGCCACGAAACAGCGAGUUCAAUGCGAAACUCUCUAUGCUGCCACGCUUCCGUAACCCACUCCACCAGACGGAACCCCCUAUGCCUCAGAACGCCACCUUCCCUGAAUCCUUUCAACAGCAGCCAGCGAACGCCCUUCCCUUCACCCCGAACUCCCCGACCAACAGCUACCCCAGCUCGCCCAACAGCGGCACAGGCAGUACAGCCACCUUGCCCCAUUCACCAUCCAGCUCGGACCCAGGCAGCCCUUUUCAAAUGCCAGAAACCCCUCCACCAGCUUAUAUGCCCCCAGAGGAGCCAAUGACACAGGACUGUCCCCAGCCAAUGGACACUAACCUGCUAGGUCAGAACCUGACAUUGGAGCUCAACAACCAUCCAGAUGUUCAGCCUGUGGCAUAUGCGGAACCCAAACACUGGUGCUCCAUUGUGUACUAUGAGCUGAAUAAUCGUGUGGGAGAGGCUUUCCAGGCCUCCUCAACCAGCGUACUGGUGGACGGCUUUACCGACCCCUCCAACAACCGUAACCGUUUCUGCCUCGGUCUGCUGUCGAAUGUCAAUCGCAACUCGACCAUUGAGAACACUCGACGCCACAUCGGAAAAGGAGUACAUUUGUACUAUGUGGGAGGAGAGGUAUACGCGGAAUGUUUGAGCGACAGCAGUAUCUUUGUUCAAAGCCGCAACUGCAACUAUCACCAUGGUUUCCACCCCACCACCGUAUGCAAGAUUCCUAGUCGCUGCAGCCUAAAGAUCUUCAACAACCAGGAGUUUGCCGAGCUCUUGGCACAGUCCGUCAAUCACGGUUUUGAAGCCGUCUAUGAACUCACCAAGAUGUGCACCAUCCGCAUGAGCUUUGUAAAGGUAAGCUAG
Sinocyclocheilus grahami is the source of this 1466-nucleotide messenger RNA. RefSeq names its product SMAD family member 1 (gene smad1). NCBI's taxonomy places the organism in Eukaryota, Metazoa, Chordata, Actinopteri, Cypriniformes, Cyprinidae. Gene Ontology annotation, molecular function: I-SMAD binding; DNA-binding transcription factor activity, RNA polymerase II-specific; RNA polymerase II cis-regulatory region sequence-specific DNA binding. The transcript has 5 exons. The record is from RefSeq and is a predicted model, not a curated record. Gene Ontology annotation, biological process: anatomical structure morphogenesis; transforming growth factor beta receptor signaling pathway; regulation of transcription by RNA polymerase II. Bases 183 to 1466 code for a protein of 427 amino acids. Gene Ontology annotation, cellular component: heteromeric SMAD protein complex.